AUGGCUGGCGCCAAGAAGAAGAAGAAGCCCGCCGCCAACCCGGCCCGCGGCUUCGCGACAACGUCGAUCGCUUCCAAGCCACGCCCCGAGGCCGCAGAGGCCGUCGACGAAAAGCCAGCGCCCACCGGCACCGUCAAACCGAGCGGCGAUGCCCCUCCUCCAACCGUCACUGCCCCGCCAUCCGCCGCAACGGCCGACACCGCUGCCCAGGAGCCCCCGCCGCUGAGCGCCGAAGAGUUCGAGAAGCAGCUCGAGGAGUCUGCCCUGCAGCUGCUUGUCGAGAAGCAUGCCCAAAAAGCGAAGCGCGAUGCCCAGCGGCAGCGCUCGCGGCUCGAGACGGACCGGCGCCUGCUGCGCAACCAAGCCGAUACCGUCAACAUACCCAAAUGGCUUCCCCCGGAGUUGAUGGACUACAUACUCGACAUCAUCAAGGCCGAGACUCGUUUCGCCUCCUCUAGCAUAUCCACCGAAAACGCAGGCACCGGCAAGAUCCCGUCCGAGGAUGACUUGGUCCUGCGCCUGUGGACCCUGCGGCAGACGCUCGAAGCCGUCGGCUUUCCUGAGGCUCGGGUCGAGGCUGCAAUGCAGCAUAUCCUCGACAUCGCCGCCAGUGUCUCAAAUGUCUUCAAGGAUUCUAUCUGGGGUUUGGAGGAAGCCCUUGAUUGGUUGGCGCGUGAAUGCUCUCCAGAGGAACUUCCUCCUUACGAGUUCAGGGGCAAACCCGUCUCCAGAGAAACGCCGUCCGGCAGCCCGUUCCCUUCCCGGCCGCACACGCCCAAGCCUGAGUCCCACGGUGGACGUCGGGGCAAGGACUCCAGCAAGUCCAAUGCUGCCGGGCGGCCCGGCAAGGGUCCAUCCAAAAAGCUGAUUGUGACGUACGAUGCCGAAAUUGAGCCAGAGGACCUGGUUCCUGAGUAUGUUUCAGCCAAGGCGAAACUGCUGGAGCUCACGCGCGGGCCAGUCAGCAAGGCCGCUGAAGCAGAUGGUGACGAUACCGAGCUUGCAAUCGCGAAGCUUGAAGCAAAGCUGCACAAGAUCGAGAAUGACGUCCUGUUCGAUAAAGUUGCUGCAGAGAUGAAGUGGAAGAGCGAGCGGAUAGUUGUGGAGAGACAGCUGGCAGCCGCCAAGAAGGAGGCCCAGGAAGCGGCCGCGGAAGAGCCCAAGGCGUCGACCCAGACUCCAGAUCCCAAGGCAAAAGAUGAGGACGAUGUUGCCGCAGAGGCGGAGCGAAUGGCCGCAGAGAUCCUCGCUGAAACAAACGAUGACGACGAUGACGACAUUGCUGGGCUAUUCGCGUCGCUACCGCAACACGAAGUCGACCCGAGCACGGGCAAGACGCACACGGUCAUCAACUCAGCAGAUGGGUCGAAGAUGGUGUUGCGAGACUUUGGCAAGUGGACAGGAGUCAGUCCGCGGCGAGUUUUGGAAGAGGCUUGUCGCGCGAGGGAUCCGUCCGUCAAGAUCACCUAUACGAUAGUUUCAGAGGCCACCUUUGCGAGCCGCCAGUCCAUCGAUAUCUGGUGGACGAAGCCUCAGGAGCCCCCGGCAGCUAUGCCGGAAUCUGAUGUCGAAGUCAUUGCAGAUCCAACGCGCUUUACCUUUACGAUGCAACGGGUAGCAGCCUCCGAUGCAAAGCAGUCAGAGGCCUACAUCGCUACAUCGGCGCUAUUCCACGUGUUCAGCGGCAACGCGAGAGAGGAAAAGGCCAACCUGCGACUGCCGGCAGUAUGGAGAGACUUGUGGAACGAGCUGGCCGAGGCGAAAAAGGAGCAACUCGAUUCCGAGGAUCGCGCUGUCGUCAGAUCGCUGAGAACGUUGGUUCGGCAAAGGCACGACCAAGAACUAGAAGAUGGAGUCAUCUUGCAAGGCGCAUUCAGGGGCCGCGGCGGCAAGGCUGCACAAGAUUCAUCUGAUAGCGCCGACCGGAAGAAGCCGCAGACACUAAACCCCGACGAAUUCAAGAAGAUCUGGGCUGACAAGUCUGGGACACGCAAGUUUCAGCAGAUGCUGCAAUCACGAAUGCAGCUUCCAAUGUGGCAAUUCAGACCACAAGUGCUCGAGGCCGUGGACAAGAACCAAGUUGUCAUCGUUUGUGGUGAGACCGGAUGUGGCAAGAGUACCCAGGUGCCAGCUUUCUUGCUCGAGCAUGAACUUUCUCAGGGCCGGCCUUGCAAGAUCUAUUGUACAGAGCCCCGGCGAAUCUCGGCAAUCUCUCUGGCACGCCGCGUCAGUGACGAGCUGGGGGAAAACAAGAACGACCUGGGCACCAACAGAUCCCUGGUCGGCUACUCUAUCCGUCUCGAAGCCAACACGUCGCGCGAAACUCGAUUAGUAUACGCCACGACAGGUAUCGUUAUGCGCAUGCUGGAGGGCUCAAACGAUCUUCGCGAAGUCACCCACCUCGUCCUCGACGAAGUGCACGAGCGGACCAUCGAUAGCGACUUUCUCCUCAUUGUCCUCAAACGGCUCCUUGUCAAGCGCAAGGACCUCAAAGUUGUCCUCAUGUCAGCAACUGUCGAUGCGGAGCGCUUUUCCAAGUACCUCGGCGGCGCCCCCGUCUUGAAUGUCCCUGGACGAACAUUCCCAGUAGAUGUGCGCUAUCUCGAAGACGCCAUCGAAAUCACCAAAUACAAACCUACGAAUUCUCCGGCAGACAAGAUGAUUGAUCUUGACGAUGAUGUUACAGAAGAGGAGACCAACGGACCAAAGAGUGAUUUAUCACAGAGCCUUGCUGCAUACUCUCCCAAGACGAGAAACGCACUAUCACAACUGGAUGAAUACCAUAUCGAGUUCGAUCUUAUCGUUCAGCUUAUGGCGCACAUUGCGUCGGACUCGUCUUUAGAAGCAUACAGCAAGGCAAUUCUGGUAUUCCUACCGGGUAUAGCGGAAAUCCGGACUCUCAACGACCUUUUACUCGGAGACCCCCGCUUCGCCAAAGAUUGGCUCGUCUAUCCUCUACACUCAUCUAUUGCUACGGAAGACCAAGAGUCGGCUUUCCUUGUGCCACCGCCAGGCAUGCGCAAGAUUGUACUGGCUACCAACAUUGCAGAGACCGGCAUCACCAUUCCCGACGUGACGUGCGUCAUCGACACGGGCAAGCAUCGAGAGAUGCGUUUCGACGAAAGAAGGCAGCUCUCGAGGCUGAUUGACACGUUCAUUUCUCGAGCCAACGCGAAGCAGAGGCGUGGUCGCGCCGGUCGUGUGCAGAACGGCCUCUGCUUCCACAUGUUCACAAAGUACCGUCAUGACAAUCUCAUGAGCGACCAGCAGACACCUGAGAUGCUUCGUCUAUCCUUACAAGACCUUGCCAUCCGCGUCAAAAUUUGCAAGAUUGGCGGCAUUGAGGAGACUCUCGGGGAUGCACUAGAUCCCCCUUCGGCGAAGAACAUACGUCGAGCCAUCGAUGCUCUGGUCGACGUCCGUGCCCUGACUGCCGGGGAGGAUCUCACUCCGCUCGGCCACCAACUUGCCCGGCUGCCCCUUGACGUCUUCUUGGGAAAGCUCAUCCUUCUCGGCACCGUCUUCAAGAGCCUGGACAUGGCCAUCACGGUUGCCGCAAUCCUGUCAUCCAAGUCGCCCUUCUCCGCUCCAUUCGGGCAACGUGCCCAGGCCGACAAUGCUCGUCUCUUGUUCCGGCGUGCCGACUCUGAUCUGCUCACCAUCUACAAUGCCUACAUCGCGUGGAAGCGCGUGUGCCAGGCUAAUAGCGGCGCCGGCAAGGAGUUUCAGUUCUGUCGCAAGAACUUUUUGAGCCAGCAGACGCUCGCCAAUAUUGAGGAUCUCAAGGGUCAGCUGUUGGUGUCGCUGGCCGACUCUGGGUUCCUCUCCCUGACAGAGGACGAACGCCGGUCGCUUAAGGGCCAAAGAUUCCAGGGCGGACGUGGACGUCGCCAGCAGAACUUCUUUGAGGUUCCGCACAGAGUCAAUAUCAACAGCGACAACGACUUGGUGUCUUCGUCCGUUAUCGCCUGGAGCUUCUAUCCGAAGCUGCUCGUCAGGGACACGCCCGGGAGCAAGGGCCUCCGCAACAUUGGCAACAACCAAUCCAUCAGCCUGCAUCCGUCGUCGGUCAACCGUGGCCGUCUCGACAUCAAGUGGCUGUCCUACUACCACAUCAUGCAGUCCAAGACAGUCUACCACGCCCACGAAACUACCGCCUGCGAGCCAUUCGCCAUUGCCCUCCUCUGCGGCGACGUGCGCUGCGACAUGUUCUCUGGCGUCAUCGUCCUCGACGGCAACCGCGGGCGCUUCGCCCUCCCCGACUGGAAGUCGAUGCUCGUCGUCAAGGUCCUCCGCACGCGCCUCCGCGAGCUCCUCACGCGCUCCUUCCGGCAGCCCGGCAAGCUGCCCACCGCCCAGCAGGAGAAGUGGCUCGACGUCUGGCAGCGCCUCUUCACCCAGGACAGUGGCGGCGGAAGUGGCGGCGUCGGCAGCAGCGGGAUACAGGGUCAAGACACACGCAUUGGCUCGUCGGUCGCUUCGGGCAGGGCAUAG
Molecule: messenger RNA, 4494 nt
Organism: Purpureocillium lilacinum
Lineage: Eukaryota; Fungi; Ascomycota; Sordariomycetes; Hypocreales; Ophiocordycipitaceae
Cellular component (GO): intracellular anatomical structure
Molecular function (GO): RNA binding; ATP binding; helicase activity
Source: RefSeq, a predicted model, not a curated record